UUUUGGAUACUGAAGGAAAGCCAUCAACAAGACAGAAGCCGUCAGACUUCACAACCUUUUGGGAUACUAGAGUUUUGAUAUGCUCAACUGCCUUCAACAAAGAGAGAUAAUAAGCUAGAACCUGCUUUGCCUCUUUUACCUUUGAUCUGUUCUUCACAGCCUUCCAAGGCCACAUUUGGUUUACAAACUUCUUCCACAGCUUUUAACAUCUCAACAUCUGUACUUACCGUCCAUGCUGUUCUUGACAUUCCCAUCUUUUCUGUUAGCCUUUCUAUAUAACUCUUUUCUUUUAUCUCACAACUUGUAAUUCACCUUUUGACCCUACCUUGCCCUUUCUUUAAAAGAUCUGGAAGAGCAUAUCUAAGGAUACAUGUCAUCGUAAGAUCAAUAACUUUGCAAGGAUUUUGUCUUCUGUUGGCAUGCGUGGAUAUUGGGCGCAUGAGCAUACAACAACCAACAAGAUUCCUUCAUUUGUAACGACGGAACUUGAAACUGGACACUUUAUAGAAGCACCAUCCAUGAAGCUUCUCUUCAUUUUAGUGUUUCUUGCCACCCUGCUGGAUAGUUGCUAUAGCCUCCAGAACUGUACCAACCCAUGUCACAAGCAUGCAAAAUGUGAAGUUCGCAAUGGGAUCCAUGGCUGUUACUGUAGCCCAGGAUUCACCGGACCUGGCAUAGAUGCAGAUGACAACAGUGGUUGCUAUGAUGAUAAUGAAUGUGCAAAUGCCACACAACUUUGUGGAGAAAAGGCAAACUGUACAAACACUAUGGGAAGCUACUUCUGCAUGUGCAAAGAUGGAUACAAAUCUAGUAAUGGCAACGCAAGCUUUGUAACCAAUGAUGGUACUUCAUGUAGAGACAUAGAUGAGUGCAGUGAACUGGGAACCGGUGCCUGUGGAGAUCAUGCACAAUGUGACAAUAUGGAUGGAGAAUACAGCUGCACCUGUAACGAAGGUUAUCAACCAUCCACAGGAAAAUUACAGUUUAAGCCAAAUGAUGGCACUUCCUGCCAAGCAUUACCAACAACAACCUGUGAACUAAACAACUGUAUAACUAAAAACCUUAACCAAACUUUAGCUAAAAUUAGUGAAUUAAAAGAUCCUCUGGCUGUAUUACAAGAAAUCAACAAGAACAGCAUAGGGCCCAUUACACCAGUUGAAGUAAUUUCUUAUGUUGAAAUGUUAUCUGUACCCCUUUCCUUGCUGAGUAUCACAAAUUAUACCAUUUCUGAUGAGAAGCUUCGAGAUCAAACUCUUAACGAAUUUGUUAGUACUGUAAAUAAUUUUGUUCAGGAAGAUAAGAAGGCGGCUUGGGAAGCUGUCCCAGCACACAACAGAAGAAAAAGCCUCACCAAAUUGAUUCAUGCUGCUGAGGAAACAACAGCCUUCCUAUCUCAGAAUUUCCCAAAGAUGGCAGAAGUAGAAGUUAAUGUUAGUGAUAUGGCUGUAAGACUUUAUACUUUUGACACAGAGAAGGUGAACCUCAUCAACCAAAAUACUCAGAUGGGAGGAGACAGUAUUAAGGUCUCUGCAAAGAAAAAGGAAAUAUCUGCUGCUAAAGGCACAGUUGCAGUUGUGUUUCUGCGAUACGACAACAUUGGAGCUCUGCUUUCAUUACCACAGAAUUUGUCCCUGGCAGAAAAUACAGAGGAUGGAGAAAUAGUAGGUUCAUCUGUUAUAGCUGUUGCAAUUAGGUCCACCCCACCUGGGCUGUAUCCAGCUGAGAAAAUAAUAUUUACUUUAAAACAUGUACAGACUGUGGGCAAAAAGGAUGUUAAAUGUGUAUUUUGGAAUUAUUCAGAAGACACGAUGGAAGGAAACUGGGCCACAGAAGGGUGUGAGAGGAUUAACUCCAAUAACACACAUACGUCAUGCAGUUGUAACCAUCUUACUCAUUUUGCAGUCUUGAUGUCUUCAAAUGGCUCUAAAGUUGAAGCUAAGGAUUAUAUUCUUACAAGAAUCACUCAGCUUGGAAUUAUUAUCUCAUUGAUUUGCCUCGCCAUGUGCAUUUUCACAUUUUGGUUCUUCAGCGAAAUCCAAAGUACAAGAACAACAAUUCAUAAAAAUCUCUGUUGCAGCCUUUUCCUGGCAGAGUUUAUUUUUUUGAUUGGAAUUAAUAUGAACACUAAUAAGCUAUUCUGUUCCAUCACAGCUGGAUUGCUCCAUUACUUCCUCUUAGCGGCUUUUGCAUGGAUGUGUAUCGAAGGCAUUCACUUGUAUCUUAUAGUUGUUGGAGUAAUCUACAAUAAAGGAUUCUUACACAAGAAUUUCUAUAUUUUUGGCUAUGUAAGCCCAGCAGUGGUGGUUGGCAUUUCUGCUGCACUGGGAUAUAAAUACUAUGGAACAACUGAUGUAUGUUGGCUCAGCACAAAGAAUAACUUUAUAUGGAGUUUUAUAGGACCAGCAUGUCUAAUAAUCCUUGUGAAUUGGAUGGCAUUUGGAGUAAUUAUCUAUAAAGUAUUUCGUCAAACAGCUAUGCUAAAGCCAGAAGUUAGCUGCUAUGAAAAUGUCAGAUCCUGUGCACGAGGGGCACUUUCUCUCCUUUUUCUCCUGGGGGCUACGUGGAUUUUUGGUGUGCUCCAUGUCAUCCAGGGAUCAGUGGCUACGGCAUAUCUUUUCACAAUUUUCAAUGCAUUUCAGGGACUGUUCAUCUUUAUAUUUCUUUGUGUGCUGUCACGAAAAAUCCAGGAUGAAUACUCCAGGCUGUUCAGAAAUGUACCUUGCUGUUUUAGAUGCUUGAGGUAAAUUGAUGGAAAGCCAAGAUGAGCAGCACUGUGGAAGGAAACAGAAAACGAGAGGCUUUCGGAAAAAUUGCUAAAUUGUGAAAGUAUGAAAUGAGCUACUGAGCUGUCAUCUCUCUUAAAUCAAUUAUUUUCUCUCUGGUAUAGGUAUUGUACUUAAAUGUGCACUCAGGCACACUAUAUUGUAUACAAAACUGCAUAUCUGUACAAGACAGACUGGUUUAUUGUGUAACAAAUAAGGCUUCUAAAGACGCCCAGGACUCUUUAGGGCAAACAGCUAAAGCUUGAAAGAGGGAAAAAUGAAUCCAAGGUAUAAAGCUUUUUGUUGUUGUUGGCAAAUUGACUCUUCGUUUCAUAUCUAAUGCUGGGAAAUGAAAUAAUUUCACUUAUUGCUAUUUAAAGAGAAUACAACCCAUUACAGUGUUUAAAAAAGGCUUUACCUGGGUCAAAAUAUCCUAUCCUGCUUUGAAAGGAGCCAAGUUAAGAAAAUAGCAGUGUGUGCAGUUCUUUAGUUUUGGUCAUAAGGAGAAGGCAAUUUUGUUAGCUGAAUGUUUAUGGAAAGUUUGCAGACUUUUAUUAGUUGAGGAUCUUUCAGUUGUGACAAUUGUAAGAUGGGUGGACUUCAACUCGCAGAAUUCCUCAGCCAGCCAUGUUGACUAAGAAAUUCUGGGAAUUGAAGUCCACCUGUCUUAAAGUUGCUAAGGUUGGAAAAAACACCUGUCCUAUAAAAUGGUGGUGCAUACUAAUCAUUCCUUGUCCACUUGGGAGUGGAGGGAGAUUCUUUGUGUCUAUCCAUACAGGGAUAAAAAUAUAAAGGAAAUCUGCCCCACACAGUUCUUUUAAGUCAAUGAUCUGCUAGUGGAGUUUUCUGACAUGGCAUGGUCAAUAGUAAUACAUAGCCUACCAGUAUUCAUUAUUCUCAAACGUUUUACUCAAAACAACCUACAGUAUCUGCAUAGCAAAGAAAAGGUGGGGACUCCUUAUGUUUGACAGAGAUGUGUAUUUAAAGAAAAGCUUUUCUAAUGAAGUACUGCCUUAAAAUAUGCAUUAGGGCAAGGGUCUUCA
Pseudonaja textilis is the source of this 3805-nucleotide messenger RNA. It is a transcript of the gene ADGRL4, whose product is annotated as adhesion G protein-coupled receptor L4. Gene Ontology annotation, cellular component: plasma membrane. Gene Ontology annotation, molecular function: G protein-coupled receptor activity; calcium ion binding. The record is from RefSeq and is a predicted model, not a curated record. Lineage: Eukaryota; Metazoa; Chordata; Lepidosauria; Squamata; Elapidae. Gene Ontology annotation, biological process: cell surface receptor signaling pathway; adenylate cyclase-activating G protein-coupled receptor signaling pathway.